AACAUGCACUCAACGGCACUGUGCCUGCUAGCUCUGGCGUCUGGUGCUCUGGGCGUCUUCGGCCCCCUCGCCUCGCCUUGGGUUGACACCUCGAUGUGCCCCCCCACCGACUCCCUGAUGGCGUGCCAGCUGAAGAAGGGCCAGUGCUCCCCCGUGGGCUCCGUGUUCUCCCCCCCGGGCGGCCCCGUCAAGGCCAUCGCCUCCUGCGCCAACACCACCGGCGUCGCCCUCGGCCCGCAGUUCUUCAUGAGCAUUGGUCUAGCCUUUGUCACUGGGAAGCCGGAGAGCCUGCCUGACAUGAUUCCCGCUGACGCCGCCUCGCUGACAGCCAUCCGCCGCUGUUCCCUCAACGCCACUGGCCUGCUCGGCAACGACACGGCACUCAACCGCACUGCCGUCGCCGCCUCCUUCUCCGCCGCCUUCAGCGACCCCGGCCUGGCCGCUGCCGUCGCCUCCGCCGUUGCUUCUUGCCCCGAACCUGUUGAUUACAAGAUAAGCGACUUCAUCACCUGCCUGAGGACGGCCUGCAUGAACAACGCGGUCGUCUCUCCCUUCGUGCAGACGGCCGCCUCACCUGCGCAGAGCUCGUGGCCUGCGCCUUCUGUGGCGUCCUCACUCUUCGUCGGUUCUUCCCCCUUUAUGAAGUUCUCGCCGGCGUCCGCACCUUCCGCGCCCUCUUCCGCGCCUCCUUCAACCAUGAGCCCCCCUUCCGCCGUCAGGACGCCAGCGACCACGGGCAUUCCACCGAACAUGGCCUCCCCGAACUCCAUGCAAACACUGCCUGCAGCAGCGCCUUACGCCUGGCCUGGACCUGCCCUGAGGACCCUCCCCUUCACCGGCGUUCCUGGGGUGAUGGCUCAGGCUCCGACGUAUUAAAAUAAGGUCCUUGUCUUUUUCCUUGUCAUUAAUGGGGUGGAGGUGCCAAGCAUGUGACGUGCUGGGAGUCACAUUCAUAACUCUAGUCUUCAUCGCUUUCAUAAUGUAUCUUGAAAUGAAACAGCCACAGAAAGAAAAGGAAACACAUAGCUUAUGCUUCGACUCAAACUGUACUCCUCGUCAAAUGAUAAAACCUUGUUUCAUUUCACCUUCGUACACACGGUACUAUAUAUGUAUUCUUUUGUCCAGACAGUAUCUUAUCUUACGAACUACGAGCCGGAAAAUAACGAGAAUAGAUAGUAAACU
Molecule: messenger RNA, 1182 nt
Organism: Penaeus indicus
Lineage: Eukaryota; Metazoa; Arthropoda; Malacostraca; Decapoda; Penaeidae
Exons: 4
Coding region: 4-876 (290 amino acids)
Source: RefSeq, a predicted model, not a curated record